Messenger RNA from Knipowitschia caucasica, 558 nucleotides. NCBI's taxonomy places the organism in Eukaryota, Metazoa, Chordata, Actinopteri, Gobiiformes, Gobiidae. The record is from the annotation of a GenBank genome assembly.
AUGGCUUCUGUGUGGUCCUCCUGUGGUCCUCAUGGCUUCUGUGUGGUCCUCAUGUGGUCCUCCUGUGGUCCUCAUGGCUCCUGUGUGGUCCUCAUGUGGUCCUCCUGUGGUCCUCAUGGCUACUGUGUGGUCCUCAUGGCUCCUGUGUGGUCCUCAUGGCUCCUAUGUGGUCCUCAUGGCUCCUGUGUGGUCCUCAUGUGGUCCUCAUGGCUCCUAUGUGGUCCUCAUGGCUCCUAUGUGGUCCUCAUGGCUCCUGUGUGGUCCUCAUGGCUCCUGUGUGGUCCUCAUGGCUCCUGUGUGGUCCUCAUGGCUCCUGUGUGGUCCUCAUGUGGUCCUCAUGGCUCCUGUGUGGUCCUCAUGUGGUCCUCAUGGCUCCUGUGUGGUCCUCAUGUGGUCCUCAUGGCUCCUGUGUGGUCCUCAUGUGGUCCUCAGGUCUCCUGUGUGGUCCUCAUGGCUCCUGUAUGGUCCUCAUGUGGUCCUCAGGGCUCCUGUGUGGUCCUCAUGUGGUCCUCAUGGCUCCUGUGUGGUCCUCAUGUGGUCCUCUUUUCUUCUCUCUAA